Molecule: messenger RNA, 360 nt
Organism: Trichoderma gamsii
Lineage: Eukaryota; Fungi; Ascomycota; Sordariomycetes; Hypocreales; Hypocreaceae
Exons: 1
Coding region: 1-360 (119 amino acids)
Source: RefSeq, a predicted model, not a curated record
AUGCUUUACAUCUUGCUGUCAUUAGAAAAGCUCAUUAUCAAUCUUACAUCGUUGCAACUCGACUCACACUAUAUUGUUUAUUCAAAUCAUUACACCAUCAUGAAGUUCUUGUUUGUUCUUCUUCUCACUGCAUCUACCGCGUAUGGCUGCGGAAACAACGCAUACAGAUGCAAACACCCUGACAAGACAGUCAACGAGAUGUGGAAGGUGACGCACAGAAUCUGCGAUGAUUUGAAAGAAGAUGACUGUUAUUGUUCCCACUGGGCUGAAUACUACUGUGAUCCCUGGGGCGAUAAUAUCAACGAGUUCAAGCGCAGAUGCAAUAAUGAGGGCGAGAACUGGUACUGGACGGAAUGUUAA